Histoplasma mississippiense is the source of this 1557-nucleotide messenger RNA. RefSeq lists its product with no specific name. The record is from RefSeq and is a predicted model, not a curated record. Gene Ontology annotation, molecular function: N-acetyltransferase activity. Lineage: Eukaryota; Fungi; Ascomycota; Eurotiomycetes; Onygenales; Ajellomycetaceae. The transcript is spliced from 5 exons. The coding region runs from base 1 to 1557 and encodes 518 amino acids.
AUGGCAAACAAAAUGAACCAUGGCGCAGAGACGACAGUGCUUCGUAAGUUUGGAAUCAACGAAACGUACCAACUGGCCAUGUAUAUACUUGACCAGUACCGUGGCACUACCCUCUCUUGUCGUUAUGUAAUCCCGCCACGACUUAUGCUUGCAGAGUCGCGGACCCAGUUGGAGGAGGCAGUUGAGGUUGCUAUCGUGGACAUAGUCAUGAGACAUCCGAUGCUACAAGUCGGCAUGGUGGAUGCUACUUCCAAGACCCCCUCGUGGAUCCAGCUGCAGAGUCUCGACUUGACCCAGCAUAUAAAAUGGGUUUAUCUCACAGGGAAUGACGACUUUGAACACACGGUGCGGGAGACCUUUAGCACUCAGCUCGAUGAGCGUUUCCCAGACCUUUCUAUAAGGCAGCCGGGCUGGAAGAUGACUGUCAUUCGACAAGGGAAUGCUCCUUUCAUGGAGGUCCUGCUCACUUGGAAUCACACCCAGUUCGAUGCUAUGGGUGCCAAGGUGUUCCACGAAGACUUUCUCGAGAUGCUCAAUGCUGACAAUGGAGCACACGAGCGGACGGGCUUGGAUGGUCAUGUCCUUCGGCUGCCUCAAGCAGCCCCCUUGCUGCCAUCCCCAAUCGAAAGCUUGAAGAGUCUUCCGGUAGAUCUGAAAGUCCUUGCCAAGGCAUUUUGGGAGGAAGCUCGGCCUCAGUUCCUUAACCGGGACGUAUCGUGGGCAGCCUGGUGCCCGAUCCGCCCCUCUCCAUACAAAACCCAGUUCCGGGCCUUUUCCACGGACCAUCAAUCUCUGCUUGCGAUCCAAGCACUCUGCAGGCAGAACCAGACUACUAUCACUGGCUUGAUAAACGGGCUAGCGCUUAUAGCCUUCUCAUCUCAUCUUGACACCGCCGCUGCCCCGGCCUUUCAAAGCUCUACCAUGGUAGACCACCGCCGGAAUCUGCCUCCGGCCCCGCCAGACGCUCCGUGGGUUCGAUUUGACAGAUGGGACACAAAGCUAGUGGCACGGAUCCGUUCCAAGCUGCCGCCGGCCGGUGUCGCCAACAAGGGAGGAGACCUAUCCGCCGACCUUCAGCGUGAGCUCUGGGCCGUAUCGACACAGAACCGACUGGAGAUAGUGAACAAGUUGGAAGCCGGGCUACGAAAUGAUUUGGUCGGGAUGUUUAAGUACGUUACGGACUGGCAGCGGACGAUGAGCGGCAUGGCGAAAAAGACGCGCCAAUUCUCGUGGCUGGUGACUAACAUUGGUGUGUUGGGCGGCAACACGCCACCGUCGCUGCCGACGACCGGGGACCAUACCAACAACGCCCAGAGAUGGUCGAUCAGUCAAGCCCGGUUUGGCCUCAGCGUCGAGGUCCCGUCUGCAGCCAUCGUGUUCUCUCCAGUCAGCGUCGCUGGCCGGGGAUUGUAUGUGGGUGCCAGCUGGGCUGACUGCACUGUUGAUGAGACGAUGGGGGAGCGCGUCAUGGCUGAUCUAGAAAGGUGGCUGGCCCAGCUUGCAAGUGACGGGAAGAUGACGAAACUAGAGAGGAACGGAGCGAAGCAAAGUCUCUAA